Messenger RNA from Aphanomyces invadans, 1194 nucleotides. RefSeq lists its product as hypothetical. The record is from RefSeq and is a predicted model, not a curated record. The transcript has a single exon. Gene Ontology annotation, molecular function: protein binding. NCBI's taxonomy places the organism in Eukaryota, Oomycota, Saprolegniomycetes, Saprolegniales, Verrucalvaceae. Bases 52 to 1101 code for a protein of 349 amino acids. Gene Ontology annotation, cellular component: endoplasmic reticulum; mitochondrion. Gene Ontology annotation, biological process: protein targeting to ER.
UUUUCCGGUGUGGUGGCCAUUGACCAUUCGCCAGUGUCCACCCCGUCGACGAUGGCGCAACAGAGUCCGUGGCGCAUGUUGGUCAUGCUGCCCAUGAUGUACUUCAUGGGCAAGAUCGAUUUCGAAAACGCGUGGAUCCUCAACAGCGCACGUGCGUCCUUCUUCAUGAUGCAGAUCCUGUCGUUGUUGCUUGGUCUGUGGGCGAAAUCCAAGAUUGAAGCCAAGCCCGAUAACCGCAAGAUAUACGUCCCGACCCCCAAGUCGCCCCUUGACACGAGCACGGAAAAUUCCCCCUUGACGGAAACGACCUACUUUGCCCAUGAGCUCGCGAAGUCGAAGGAAUUUAUCCAGCAAACGCUCAUCGGCGCGUGCAUUUCGAGCUUCAUCCACAUCCAAUUUGGCGUCAACCAAGUGGUUGUUAUCCAGUCGGUGAUGGUACCGCUCAACUUGUAUGACAACGCACUCUUGAAGAAGCAUAUCUUUGGCAUUGGCGGGCCUCGUUAUUGGGACGAAAAACUUGAAGACGAGUCGCUGGACGAUGCCGCGGCCCACCCAGACGCGAUCGACACUCCCGAUUCUGUCCCUGCGCCGUCGAAGAAGUCUACCAAAUCCAAGAAGUCUAUCAGCGUCGCCGAUUCCAUCAAGCAAGCUUGGGAUUUGGGCGUCGAAGCCAACUUUGAUCGAUUGCUGUCUGUGUUGAAGAACGACCCCAAUGGGUUUACGACCAAGACUUCGGACGGUUGGACACCUCUCAUGGUCGCGUGCGGCAGCCCCAUCGACACGGAGAAGGUCAUUAAGACCCUUAUCAAGGAAGGUGUCCCUGUGCGCGACGCCGACAACGAUGGGUGGACCGCUCUCCACUGGUGUGCUUUCCACGGUUGCCCCGAAUCGGCCGAAACCCUCUUGGCAUCUAUUUCAAAGGAAGAUGCUGAUUUCCUCGUGAGCGCGAAAGACUCGCAGGGCCGCACGCCGUUUGAGGUGGCGACGGAAGAGUCGAACGGCGUCGUUGCGGAGAUAUUGACGUCAGCCUCGUCCGACAGCUCGCUGCGUCAGCGCAAGGCCGCCAAGAGCGAAGCCACUCCCAUCGACGAUGUGGAUUAACAUAGACAGGUUGUCACCAUAAAAUGCACAACACAACACAUCUAGCUACAUGUCCAUGUUUGAAUUAACUGACUUGCGACAUGCGUUUCUGAA